UUCGGUUGCCGUUAGGGUUCCCAAGAAUUCGCCCGGCGGACUCGGAAUCGGUCGCCGGUGGACCCGGCAGCUCCUCUAAGCGGAACUCUCCUCCUCUCUACCCAAUCUGCAACCUCACCUUCCCCGUCUCCAAUCUUCUCCUUGUCCAGCUCGAUUCCGUCGCGGUUCACCUCGUCUCCAACUCCGACAGGCGCCAGCGCGUUCCUCUGCUCGUUCCGCCGCCGGGGCACCUCGGGCGGCCGCCCGACCUCGCCUCAGUGGUGGAUCCGCUCCCGGUGAUCUAUAGCUUGUUCCGUGCGGCAAUGUUUUGGCCUUCACCUUGUACUUUCCAGACAGGUGCUGUAGUGAUUUCAUAAAGUUCUAGCCUUGUCUUCUACACUGAAUAUGUGGACCAACAUUUUCAAAAUAGGGGAGCUCCAAACGGUUUCAUGGUUUCAGUUUCUUCCUGUCGAACAAGAUUCAUGUACAAAUUCUGAGAGAAGUUCAAAGGCUGAGCAGAGAGAUGCUCUCAAUAACAUUGUGCUGUCGGCAUAUCUUCACUUACAGAGUGAAGGUUUCUUAAGUACUUGGACGAAUUCCUUUGUUGGUCCAUGGGAUCCAUCUCAAGGAGAGCAUAACCCUGAUGAGAAGGUCAAGCUCUGGUUGUUUCUUCCUGGCCGUCAUUCAUUGGUAUCUGAAAUGGCCCAACCUGCUGUAAACAAAUUAAGAGUUGUGUCAAAUGGUUUAUGGGUAGCCCCAGGCAACUCGGAAGAGAUUGCAGCUGCACUAUCUCAGGCCUUAAGAAAUUCUUUGGAAAGAUCACUAAAAGGGCUUUCCUAUGCGAGAUUCGGUGACGUUUUUACAAAAUACAACCCCCCUGCAAGAAAUCAAAACAGCUUUAAGCGAGCACAGCCUACAGUCGAGUUUGUCUUUGCUGCCACCGAGGAAGCAAUAUUUGUGCAUGUUGUAAUAUCUGCUAGGUAUAUGCGGAACCUUUGUAGUGAUGAUAUAGAGAAAGUUCUCACGCAUUCUCCCUGCUCUGUUGGUGAAGGUCUUCCAGUUGUUGUUGCUCCCAGUGGAAUGCUGGGUAGGCUUGUUGGCUGUUGUCCGAGUGAUCUUGUGAGACAAGUAUACUCGAGCAAAUCAUCGGCACCUAAUUUACCAGGUUUUAGUCAACCUACCAUAUGUCAGCUCAGAGGCCAAAGUUACUAUGUUGAAGUUGCUCUUGGCUUUCCAGCUGCUUCAGCUGACAGAGUUUCUGAAUCGGAAAAUAAUCAGAUAAAAAAGGAAUUGGAUUCAGUGAAGGACCCUCAGUUGGGUGCUGAUGGACAAAGAAAGCUAGAAUCAUCUGAUAGCCUUCCAGUUCUUGAAAGGACAUUUGUUUACCCACCUGAGGCUGUUUUGGUUCCUAUGGUCCAUCAAGCAUUUGUUCGCUUCUCUAGUAAAAGAAUGUGGUUACAGGGUUGGUUGGGAAGUUCAUCAUGGGAGGCAUGGCCGUUCUGGAAUUUUUCUCCAUCGUCUUACUUUCAGAACAGCUCUUUCCCCGGAUCUUCUCGUGGGCUUGGAGUGAAUUCUAAUUUUCUGAGACUAAGAAGACAAAAAAACAACAAGUGCAACAGCAUGGCAAGUAGUAUUAGUAGUGUCAGUAGCACUUCCAAUGGAAGUGAUCGUGCAGUUGCUGCUGAAGGUGAUCUUUUAGCUGAUGCUGACUCUAUGGCAUGCCGUCAGUCUGAUAUGCCAUCCAACAAUGAUAAUGCCGGUAGCAAGAUGGUGUCCAAGCGGUCUCGUUCUGAAAUGAUAGAAGUUUCUUCCCAUGCCGGCAAAGAAGUUUGUGAAAAUAUACAAGGUGCAAAUGGUCAGGGUGGACGCCCUUGGGGCUGGGAUGAAGAGGGUGUUGUGAUGGACAUCAAUAUACUUCUCUCAGAGUUUGGAGAUUUCAGUGACUUCUUUCGAGAGGAUGAGUUAGAUUUUGGUGAGCCUCCAGGUACUGCCGAAUCACAUGCUCUAGUAAUCCCUGUUUCCAACUGUGGAGAUGUCACAUUCACAGAAAGUCCAUCCACAGCUAUGGAUAUCCCUGAACAAAGACUUUCUCCAGUUGGUUUCACAUCUUUGGACGCAUUUGACCACCAAAUUAUGGCACCUGCUCAGGAUGUUGUUUCUAAAGUUCAGGAACCUCAGAAAGAUAUCACAACACCUGCACGGUCUCAAUCCUUGGUGUUAUCGUCUGGUAGAUUUGAUUAUCUUACCAAAGCUGAAGCAAUGCUCACAUUUGCACCAGAAUAUGCUGCUGUUAAAAUUCCUGUUGGUGAGGCGGCAACAUCAUUGUUUACAAAUCCUUACUUGCCCGUAUCAAAGAAACCAGGGAGUUCUAGUUUUAGCUCAAGAGUUUAUUCGUAUGAUGUUACACAAAGUUCUCAAAUUGAGUCUGCAGGAGACAAGCCUGAGAAGCCUGUUAAACUAACUUCUGGUAACCUUUCGCAUGAUGUUGGUUCGUCAAACUUAUACACACUUGUCCAAGGUGGGAAGAAAGAGAGUGACAAGACCUUAAAUAGUGCCGAUGCACAGUCAUGUAAGGCAGAAACAUCACCACCUAUCUCUGGUGUGACUUCAUUUAGUUCUUCUCUGGUUUCACAAAAGAAGAGUGACAACAUGUUUAAUGCUGGGUAUUUUCUGCUAUCUAUGAAGACUGCUCUUGCAACUGAAAUUGAAUGCAUCACGUUCCAGGCCGCCAUGUGCAGAAUAAGGCAUACACUAUUGUCUUUGAGAAGCAAAGCAUCCGCUGAACUCAAAAGUGCCUUGUCCAGUUUUAUGCAGACAGAGAUCAGCAACAAGUCAGAUCUCACCCCCAAGUAUGACAUAAGAAAGAAAGAAAUUAUGCCAGUUAGGUUAUCUAGUGAUGUUGAUCAUGAAAUGUACGAUAGAUCGUUAAUGGAAAAUGUGGGAGUUUGGAGGCCAGUUGGGGCUCCUAAAGGGGCAAAACCUCUUGAGCCUUUGUCUGCUAAAACAUUUACCGGUGCAAGCCCAAGUCUGUCUACACAAAGACAACCUGUUGUGGAUCUUCUCAGUGCCAUGGCUCUGUUAGUUCAACAGUCUACUUCAUUUGUUGAUAUUUCACUUGAUAUGGAUGACGGGGAUGGUUCUUUUUUCUGGCUUUCCUUGGAUGAGCAGAAGAGACGUGGAUUCUCUUGUGAUCCUUCAAUGGUUCAUGCUGGCUGUGGUGGUCUGUUAGGAACAUGCCAUUCGAAGGAUUGCGCUGGUGUUGAUUUAGUUGAUCCACUUUCUGCUGAGGUUUCAGAGUCAUCCAUGAUUAGCUUAUUGCAGUCAGAUAUAAGAGCAGCUCUUAAAAGUGCCUUUCCAAACAUGGAUGGCCCAUUAUCAGUGAUUGAUUGGUGCAGGGGUCGAGGCAAUGCAGCUGAGUCUGCAGCUAUGGGAGAUGCAUACUCUUUUCAGUACUCCACCGGUGAUAUUCGAGACCCACUAAGCACUAUAUCCAUCGGUGGAGAUUCAAUGAGCCCACCCCAGCCUAGCAGUAGCAACCGAGGCACCUCAGAGAUGGAGCAUCAAAAGGGAUAUCACCGUGUCAGACCAACCAUUGCUGUCCUCCCUUCACCUUCUCUGCUUGUCGGAUACCAGGACGAUUGGUUAAAGGCCUCGGCGAAUUGUUUUAAAACGUGGGAGAAGGCUCCUUUUGAACCUUAUGCUUCGCCCAAGCCUGUUACUUACUAUGCACUGUGCCCCGAUAUUGAUAUGCUUACUUCAGCAGCCACUGAUUUUUUCCUGCAGCUUGGAACAAUUUAUGAGGUUUGCAAACUGGGAACUCAUUUGCCACAAAACAGUGGAGGACAAAUGGAACUAUCCCCUGGAAAAUAUUUGCCUUCAGGACUUGUUCUUGUUGAGUGUCCUGAUCAAGUCAAGGUUGGAAGCAGCCACUUAAGUUCCAUCAGUUCAAUAAGUGGCUAUCUUCAAGCUCUUUCAAAAAAUUGGAGCGUGAAAAGCUUUGUAACAUCUGUGGCAAGGAUAGUUAAGGAUAUAAAGCUUUCUCCAAACAUUUCUACAAAUCAGAAAGAGAGCAGUAGUGGACCUUGCACUGUAAUUUAUGUAGUCUGCCCAUUUCCAGAACCCUCUGCAGUCCUACAGACACUGGUAGAAUGUUCUGUUGCUCUUGGGUAUGUUAUUUUAUCCCCAGAGAGGGAAAGGAAAUUAUUCCUAUAUUCUCAGGUUGCCAAAGCCCUAAACUGCAGUGCUUCUACAGAUGAAGCAUCGGCAUCAAAUGUUGUAAUGCUAUCUGGGUUCAGUAUACCUAAGCUUGUCUUGCAGAUUGUCACUGUCGAAACUUUGCUGAGGCUCCAUAAGCCAAACAAUGAGCUUGCUGUUUUGAAGGACAUAGCAUUCACAGUGUACAACAAGGCUCGACGAAUCCCACGGACCAUUUCCACAAGUGACAUGUUUCAGUCACCUACUUAUAUGGGCAGAUCUCAGUCCACAAUGAUGCAUGUUACAUCUACUGGUCCUACCCUUUGGAAAGAAUGCUUAGUUCCUCGGAUGUCUGGACCAGCUCUUUCAAGAGAAACAGAUUUUGAUGCAUCCAUGAGGUCGGUAACAUGGGAUAACUCAUGGCAACCUGCUCGUGCUGGAGGAUUGCUGGACCCAAGUAAGAUCCCUGAUUUAUGUGCUCAAGAUGAUAGGAAGUAUGCUUUUGAGCCACUUUUCAUACUAGCGGAGCCUGGGUCUGUUGAUCAUAAUGCUUUAAUGGAAUCCUCAAAAUCCGGAGCGGAUGCAAGUGGCAGCGUGGUUUAUAGCUCAAUUUCAGGAGGCGGCUCUGAUAGUGGAGUGAACCCUCUACUCGAAGGAUCUGAUAGUGACAAUGCAGCAAGUCUUCAUUGCUGUUAUGGUUGGACUGAGGACUGGCGAUGGUUAGUAUGCAUCUGGACAGAUUCUAGAGGAGAGUUAUUGGAUAGCUUAAUAUUUCCUUUUGGUGGUAUUAGUAGCCGGCAAGACACCAAAGUUCUUCAAAGCCUUUUCAUCCAAAUUCUGCAGCAGGGCUGUCAAAUAAUGUCGUCUUCACCUGAGGCGAGCAAUAUGAAACCAAGAGAUGUAAUCAUAACCCGUACUGGAGGUUUCCUUGAACUUGAAAUCCAAGAAUGGCAAAAGGCUAUAUACUCUUUUGGUGGUAAUGAAGUCAAGAAGUGGCCUUUGCAGUUACGCCGGUCUAUACCUGAGGGUAUUCCAUCUAAUUCUAAUGGGCCAACACACCAGCAGCAAGAUAUGACCUUAAUUCAAGAUAGAAACAUGCCUUCCUCGCCAAGCCCAUUGUAUAGCCCUCAUUCAAAAUCUAGCUUCAUGAAAGGUGCACUUGGGCAGUCAGGCAACAAAAAGCAGAUCUUAGUGGAACAAACUGGAAUGGACAGUUCAAGGGGUUCAUUGCACUUGGUUCGCAGCAUCAGUUUGGUUGCAGUUUCCCAAGAUCAUUCAUUGAAUCUUACAUGCCAGGCUGAUCUGUUGACCAGAUCUACUUCUGGUGAAGGGAAUCAAGGUAGCAGUGGCCCUUCAAGUUACUUGGAAGGGUUCACUCCUGUGAAGUCCAUUGGGUCAAUGCCAGCAUCAAACUCAUAUCUUCUAGUUCCUUCACCAAGUAUGAGAUACCUUUCUCCUGCGACAUUACAGCUCCCAACAUGCCUUACAUCAGAAUCUCCACCCCUUGCCCAUCUAUUGCACAGCAAAGGGACUGCUAUUCCCUUGGCAAUGGGCUAUGUUGUCUCCAAAGCUGUCCCACCUGUAAGAAGGGACUCUGCACAAAUCACCAAAGAGGACAGGCCAUCCGUCCUCUCCGUUAGCAUCAUUGAUCACUAUGGAGGCAGCAUUGCCACUGUUCAAGAAAAUAUGAGCCGAGGGGCUGGCGGCAGUAACACGAGCAAGCAGGCAAGGAACUUCACUCAGGAAACAGCGACUCGAGACUACGAGAUGGAGAUGCAUAAUGUGUUGGAAGUUGUGGCCGCUGAGCUUCACUCCCUUUCGUGGAUGACAGUAAGCCCGGUCUACAUGGAAAGACGCACUGCCCUGCCCUUCCACUGUGAUAUGGUCUUGAGGUUGAGGCGGCUCCUCCACUAUGCUGAUCGACAUCUCUCUCAACCAGCAGAGAAGGGAGAUGUGGCUUAGAGGGCCAGCUGAUUGACAUGUAGUUCUUACACAGGAAAAUCAGGGCUAUAUGGUGCUCAAAAUUCAGUUUGUGUACCUAUCUAGGUAAGUAGGUGGGUGAGGUCACAUUAACGAGCUCUCUAGCCCGAUUUUGCCUUGAUAGUGAGUGAAAACUCUAAUUUGUUGGGUUGAGGAUGUAAUUAAGUGCGCAUCAAUACGCCGUUACCUCUCCCUUGAUUAAUCGUAAUAUUGUAGUAACAUAUUUUUUAAUUUUAUAGCUUGUGUCAUUGGUGGGUUGAGCUAUUUGUUUUGGAACCUUCACCUCA
This is a messenger RNA of Phragmites australis (common reed), 6440 nucleotides long. RefSeq names its product mediator of RNA polymerase II transcription subunit 13. Gene Ontology annotation, cellular component: mediator complex. The record is from RefSeq and is a predicted model, not a curated record. Gene Ontology annotation, biological process: regulation of transcription by RNA polymerase II. The coding region runs from base 385 to 6135 and encodes 1916 amino acids. Gene Ontology annotation, molecular function: transcription coregulator activity. The transcript is spliced from 23 exons. NCBI's taxonomy places the organism in Eukaryota, Viridiplantae, Streptophyta, Magnoliopsida, Poales, Poaceae.